Molecule: messenger RNA, 558 nt
Organism: Venustampulla echinocandica
Lineage: Eukaryota; Fungi; Ascomycota; Leotiomycetes; Helotiales; Pleuroascaceae
Exons: 1
Coding region: 1-558 (185 amino acids)
Source: RefSeq, a predicted model, not a curated record
AUGCGUUCCUCAACUCUGCUCACUGGCCUCAGCGCCUUCUUCUUCAUGGCGAUGGUCAUGGCUGAGGCCACCGUCACCGUCACCGUCGCUCAGGCCACCGUCACCGUCACCGAGUGUGGCAUUGCUCCCUCUUCUCCAGUCGCCACCGGCCCUGCUGGUUCUAAGACCUCUGAAGUUGUUGUCCCGUCUGCUAGCCCAUCCCCAUCUCAUGCCAGCGAGACUCCCGGAGGUCCUAUCAUCGUUCCAUCUGCUUCCACUAAGGCCCCGGUUCCUUCUCCUACUGAAUCAGUCACCUUGACCAGCAACGAUGGUAUCCCCACCAGCUUGAUCGUCAGCUCCGGCUCUGGUACUUCGUCCGCUGCUCCCACCGCAUCUGGCACCGGUUCGUCUACCGCUUCCAUCACCUCGAAGGCCUCCGCCACCUCGGGAUCUACUGCUGGAUCUCCUACCUCCCACCCUACCCCCUCAGCUUCGGCCCCGGCCAAUCCUGGCAACCAUGUUAUGGUCCCUAGCGUUCUGCUGGGUCUACUUGCUCUGGCCGCCUUGGUCCUCGGUUAA